Molecule: messenger RNA, 1296 nt
Organism: Kluyveromyces marxianus DMKU3-1042
Lineage: Eukaryota; Fungi; Ascomycota; Saccharomycetes; Saccharomycetales; Saccharomycetaceae
Gene: YMD8
Product: Ymd8p
Exons: 1
Coding region: 1-1296 (431 amino acids)
Biological process (GO): UDP-glucose transmembrane transport
Cellular component (GO): endoplasmic reticulum-Golgi intermediate compartment; Golgi apparatus; cis-Golgi network
Molecular function (GO): antiporter activity
Source: RefSeq, a predicted model, not a curated record
AUGGAUCGAGACACGUACAGGAUUUCGGUGUUGAUAUUUGGGAUGUACGUUGCAGCGAUAACGUUGACGAUGUACAAUAAGUGGAUGUUCGAUCCCAAUAGGACUCUACAUAUAGCAUACCCGUUGUUUGUCACGUCAACCCAUCAGGCACAACUAUGGGUAAUAUCAUACAUAUAUCUCAGAUGGAAGGGCCACCUAACACCGCAGAACCUAAACCAUGGAGAUUGGAAAUACUAUCUUAAAUAUAUCAUACCUACAGCAAUUGCUACUGCGGGAGACAUCGGGUUGGGAAAUAUAUCAUUCAAGUAUGUUCCGUUUACAGUAUACACGAUUGUGAAAUCGUCCACCAUUGCAUUCGUCUUGUUCUUUGGAUGUUUAUUCAAGGUCGAGGUUCCAUCAUGGAGGCUCUUUGCGAUAGUGUUGACGAUGUUCAUCGGUGUGGUACUAAUGGGGCUUAAACCUGUGAAUGGCCAUGGCGGAGGAGACACAUCAUCAACUUCCGGAUCCGGCAGCGAAACCUUGGGUGUGAUUCUCGUUGUCAUCAGUUCCGCAUUGGGUGGCUUCAGAUGGGUGUACGUGCAAGUGAUACUCAACCACAAGAAAAACACCUUCUUGGCACCACCAAGCGACAAUGAAAUGGUCGACAUCAGCAAGCGCACCACGAAGAAGAACCCUGUAAUCACCCUUCACCAACUAGCACUUCCGAUGAGCAUAAUGCUCUUCACUACCUCCUUACUUAUCGAAAGGCCAUUCCCAGGUAUAUUCAAAUCAGAAUUGAUGCAAUGGGAAAACCACUCUACACCAAUAACCCUUCUACGCGGGGCCGGACUUCUCAUACUACCCAGCUUCCUAGUCUUUAUGCUAACGAUAUGCGAGUUUGGCAUCCUACAAAUCGCCCCAGUGCUCACCCUCAGCAUCACAGGCAUCAUCAAGGAGUUGUUCACCGUGUUUCUAGGAAUGCUCGUGUUCAAGGAAACGCUAGGCCUCUACAACUGGAUGGGCAUGGCCGUCGUGCUCGUUGACGUGUGCUACUACAAUUACUACAGGUUCAAACAAAGAAUUCAGUCAGACGCGCUACCGGGAGACUACAAUCCAGUAGCAGCAGACGAACUACCGGAAACCAAGCCACUGCCAGGCAAUUCGGAGCUCGAACAACCAUCCAUCGAUAACGGCAGCGGUGACUCCGCCACAGCAUGGGAAAUGGACUUCGAACUAGAGUCGAUGCACUCGAAAUUAUCAGACAACGAACCGACCACCAUCACCGAACAAACCCAGACCCACGUCAGGAACGAUUGA